Molecule: messenger RNA, 1377 nt
Organism: Iphiclides podalirius (scarce swallowtail)
Lineage: Eukaryota; Metazoa; Arthropoda; Insecta; Lepidoptera; Papilionidae
Source: the annotation of a GenBank genome assembly
AUGAUUCCAUGCACAUGGCCCACCACUUUAUUCUUCUUAAUAUGGCUUUGCAAUGAUGUCGUGUCAAAAAGAAACCACACUUUAAAGCCAAGGGUAGUUUUACCAGAGAAUUAUGUGAAAGAAAUGAGACCACCUUCGCGUAAGGGUCAGCCGGUCAUUGUGGAAUUCAGUAUCUACGUUGUGGAUGUGAACUCGAUCAAUGUGGAAGAUAUGGACUUCAGAGUGGACAUGUUCAUCAGACAGACUUGGAGCGAGAGUAGACUGCAGCUACCUGAUGACAUAUUUGAAGAGGGUGACGAUCACGUCACUCUGCCGCCGGAGUUUUUCGACAACCUUUGGCAUCCCGACCCCUACUUCUUGAACUCGAAGGUCACAGAGAUAGCGGAGUUAACGCACAAAUUCUCCUCGGUCACUCUGUACAGGAAUCGAACAGUGAGAUACGCGGCCAGAAUGCACGCAAUAAUCGCCUGUCAAAUGGAGUUUCAGCUUUACCCUAUGGACAUUCAAUCUUGUCCCAUAUAUAUCGAGAGUUUUUCGUAUAGCAAUCAAAAGGUGCGGUUCAGAUGGAGCGAGGCUGGCGUUACGAUUAAUCCCGAACUUAAACUCCUUCAGUACCACAUUGGUCAGCCGCUGCGACUAGAAGAAACCAACGGGUAUAUGAUCGAUAAAGAUGGAAACUAUUCACGAUUAGUGGUGUACUUUAGAUUCGAACGGCAAAUCGGCCACCACUUGAUACAGACCUUCGCACCGUCUUCGCUCGUGGUUAUGCUGUCCUGGUUCAGCUUUUGGUUGGAUUUAGAUGCGAUACCCGGAAGAGUGACCCUGUUGGUGACUUGCAUGUUAACGCUGGUUACAAUGUUCACUGGAUUAAGGGCAGACAUUCCUCCAGUCGCUUAUGUGAAGGCACUUGAUUUAUGGAUGGCCGGUUGCAUGAUGUUUGUGUUUGCUGCUUUAGGAGAAUUUGUAGUGGUCAAAGUAUUGGACAAACAGUAUCAGAUGAACAAAACAAAGGCUCAAGAGGCAAUACCAAGAAUAAUACCUGUGCGGUUAAACGGUGAGAAGAGUUCCUGCGGUACAGUCGCUGCGUGGGAGGGUGGUGGUGUGCGAUGUCGCAAAGUUGACUUAACAUCCCCCACUUCACCCCCCGGCUCAACCCCCGCAGUGAACACAACCCCCUCAGCGCCGACCGCACAUCUGGUUGGCGUUGAGCGACGUCAGAGCAUAUUACAAGUUGCUUGGCUAGAUGCGGAUACAGGUCAAGAGCGUGUUCUAUGGCGCGAGAUAGAUAAAUUAUCAAGAGUCGUGUUCCCUGCAUUGUUCCUGCUCUUCGUAACAAUGUACUGGCCCGUACUCUUACUGAAAACAAAGGCGGCGUCA